Labeo rohita (rohu) is the source of this 3571-nucleotide messenger RNA. It is a transcript of the gene rxfp2b, whose product is annotated as relaxin family peptide receptor 2b. Gene Ontology annotation, molecular function: G protein-coupled receptor activity; protein binding. Gene Ontology annotation, cellular component: membrane. NCBI's taxonomy places the organism in Eukaryota, Metazoa, Chordata, Actinopteri, Cypriniformes, Cyprinidae. The record is from RefSeq and is a predicted model, not a curated record. The transcript has 18 exons. Gene Ontology annotation, biological process: G protein-coupled receptor signaling pathway. The coding region runs from base 243 to 2528 and encodes 761 amino acids.
UUAGCUUUAAGAUGUGACUGGUUUCCACCUGUAUUGCCCUAAACUCACUCUACGAUGCCAUACAGAUUCUGUUAUGCUCCUGAAUUGCGCGGGAACCUUAUGUUUGUGCGUUUAUCCACACAAUAACGCGCUCUAGUUUUACAACCUAGUUACAACCUUCAUUUGAUGGAAGCUGAUACAGAUACCUGGAUUUUUUUUCUUAGCUCAGUGUUUGGAUAAAAUGUAAUUACACUCAUGUGGGCAUGUACGACUGGCACGACGCCACAAUGAGAUCGGUUCAGUCUGCUGCUGUUACGGUUUUUACAUCGGAUUUACAUUUGGUGUGGAUAUUGUUCACUAUAUCGAUAACUACAAUCAAAGCAGGUCUGGAGAGCAGGCCAUCGGAGGACUGUCCACUGGGUCACUUUCCAUGUGGCAAUAUGAGCAUCUGUCUGCCACAGGUUCUGCACUGUAAUGGCCAAAACGACUGUGCCAACGGAGCUGACGAGGACAACUGUGGAGAUAACAGUGGAUGGGCAGACCUCUUCGACCGGACUUUUAAAAGGGUUUACCCACAAGAUCUUGCUACAGACUGCCAAGUGGAGCAGUACCCUGAUCGGUGCCAAUGCAUUAACACUGAGAUCCACUGUGUGGAUGUCAGCUUGAGAUCCAUUCCACAGGUGUCAUCGAAUGUAACCUCCCUUUCAUUGAAGAGCAACAAGAUUCACGUGUUACCCAACGAGGCUUUCAUCAAAUACAUAAAGCUACAGAGGCUGUUUCUCCAGGAUAAUUGCAUCAGUACUGUUUCCAUUCAAGCUUUUAGUGGACUAUAUAAGCUGCAAAAACUAUCUUUGAGCCAGAACUGCAUUUCCCUGCUUUCUCCUGGAGUGUUCAGUGAUCUUCAUAAACUCAAGUGGCUGAUUUUGGAUGACAAUCCCAUAACAGCAAUUACAGCCAACACAUUUACUGGCCUAAGUUCCCUCUUCUUCUUGUCAAUGGUGAACACCUCUCUAGAACAGCUUCCACCCACCAGACUCUGCAUCCAUAUGCCCUUUCUCAGCUGGCUGGAUUUCGAGGGGAAUCAGAUUCAAACUUUGGGCUUGUCGACUUUACUCGGUUGUGAACAUCUGACUGUGCUGUCGUUGAGAGCCAAUCUCAUCAAGAGUCUGCCAGAGAACACCUUCCAGUCUCUGCGCAUGAUGGGAGACCUGGAUCUGUCCAGCAACUUGAUAAAGGAACUUCCAAUCAGUAUAUUCAAGGAUUUACCCUCAUUGCAGAUUCUGAAUCUGUCCCAAAACCCUCUGGACCACAUCCACCCAGGCCAAUUUAACCACCUAAUUCAGCUCCAGUCUCUUGGCCUGGAGGGAGUGGAGAUCCCAAAUAUCCAGACAAACAUGUUCCGCCCCAUGGAUAACCUCUCCUACAUAUAUUUCAAGAAGUUCCAGUACUGCUCCUACGCCCCACAUGUCCGAAAGUGUAAACCGAACUCAGACGGUCUCUCGUCUUUUGAAGAUCUGCUUGCUAAUGUGGUUCUUCGUGUGUCGGUGUGGGUCAUGGCUUUUAUAACCUGCUUUGGAAACCUCUUUGUCAUCGGGAUGCGGACGGUACUGCGGGCUGAGAACAACCUGCAUGCUCUCUGCAUCAAGGUUUUGUGCUGUGCAGAUUGCCUGAUGGGGGUCUAUCUGUUUUUCGUGGGGGUUUUUGAUGUGAAGUUCCGUGGCGAGUACAACAAGAAUGCUAAACUGUGGAUGGACAGCAUGGAGUGUCGUAUCAUCGGCUUCCUGGCCAUGUUGUCCUCUGAGGUUUCCGUCAUGCUGCUCACUUAUUUGACCAUGGAGAAGUUCCUGGUCAUUGUGUUUCCUUUCAGCCACUUGCGACCGAGCAAGUGCCAAACAUUCAUCGUUUUGACCUCUAUAUGGCUGCUGGGUAUCUCUAUAGCUGCAGUGCCUCUGCUUAAUGAGGAGAUGUUUGGGAAUUAUUACGGACACAAUGGAGUGUGUUUCCCUCUUCACUCUGAACGACUGGAAAAGCCUGCUGCAAAGGGAUAUUCCACUGGAAUUUUCCUUGGACUUAACUUGGUGGCCUUCCUCAUCAUUGUCGUCUCCUACUCCAGCAUGUUUUACUCCAUCUAUAAGACAGGCAUCAAUGCCACAGAGCUGCGUGGACAGCUGCACAGGGAUGUGGCAAUGGCACAUCGAUUUUUCUUCAUCGUGUUCUCUGACGCCCUCUGCUGGAUUCCCAUAUUCCUGGUCAAAAUCCUCUCCCUGCUAGAAGUUGAGAUACCAGGAACAAUCACAUCUUGGGUGGUGAUCUUCAUCCUCCCCAUCAACAGUGCCUUGAAUCCCAUCCUAUACACAUUAACCACCAGUUUCUUCAGAGAGCAGGUUGAACUUUUAUGGUGCCAUUGGCAAAGACAGCCAAGACUCAAACAGGACCGCAAGAGCCUCACCAGCUCUGUUAUCUACACGGACCCCUCAAGGUCUUCUUUCUACCAUCGCAGCUACAACCCACAGACAUCUAUCUUAGACAUAGAUGGCAGGUAUAGAUGAAAAUGUUCUAUAUUAUGGACAUUGCAUUUGUCUGUAGUGGAUCUACAGUUUUCAGAGUGCUGGAGCACUUAAAGACGAUGCCCUGGUUGAGCCUCUGUGCUGGUGAAGAGGCAGAAUCAUGGACCGCAGUCAGAUGCUAUAAUGAAGGCCUAUGUUAGAUGAUGUAUCUAAAGAUAAUAUGGUUGGACAGUAAUAAAAAAGCAUUAAGAGUAAACAUAAAGAGCAAGAUAUCCUGACACUGCUCUCGCCGUAAGGAUUUUAAAAUGGCCGAAUCUGGUAUAGCCUUGCUUUUCAGUAGGUUUUCUGACCUGUUUUUUCGUGAGUUGUGUUUUGACAGAGGAUUGGUUGACUUUUAAACUGUGCAACAGCCAACAGUGGGCAUAUAUUUGUAUUUUGCAUAUGUAUAUGCUGUAUUUUGCAUAUGUACAGAGGGUUUGCACUUACGUCACGAUUUGGUCAGUUACACGGAUACGUGGCCAUAUUGGCGAUUCUUAAAGUAAACAACAGCAUGGAUUGCAUGGUUGUUCUGCUAAUUUAAGAUGUCUAAACCACAGAAAAAAUGGGUGGAAGCUGCUAAAUCAUACAGAGAAAGACUAAUAGGUUUUAAAGAUACUAACGAACAGUAUUAAUUAAGAUAUUAGCUUAAUAUUUCACCUACUUGACCAGAAAUGAUAAGAACAAACACAAAUGUUGUCACGAUUCUUGCCCUGGAAAUCCCGGUUCAGUUUGGCCAAGCACAAACGCUCUUUGUUUCUCAGUUUUUAACACUUUUCUACUUGAUUUGUUAUAACUUUUGGCAGUCUAUAAUAAUUCAAAUGUUUUUCCAGUCCGACCGAUUAGUACAGCCCAAAACAUGUCAAUAAUUGAGCAUUUUCAGCAGCAAUAAUCUGCAAAAUAUGCGAAUUUUGUUCGGUUCAAUUGCAUUGUUUACAUUAAGUUCCGCCAAUAUGGCCGAAACACGAGGCGUCGUAAAAACACUCUAUAUGCUAAGUUAUUCUUUUUUAUAGUGUAUAUGUGUGUUAUAUGUCUAAAAAAUAAAGAUA